ACCUCCAGGAGGCUUCAAGAGGGGCAAAUCGAUCUGCACCCCACGUUUUACCUUGUACAGUAAAUUUCGGAUCCCACUUUCUACCUCAGCCGUUGGAUUCAGUGAAAAUUUUCUCACUCGUUCAGCUUCCGAAAGAGUCCAUGACGCAUGGGACCGGCUGAGUGCGGGAUCCGGCGGUCACAGGCAGUCACAGCAGCUCACCUAGGCCGCCUUCCUUUUCUACACGCGUGUGACAGUGAAAACCUAGAUCGCGGGGGCGCCCAAUCCCCGCGUCUCCUCUCUUUCCCCCAAUCCCGUCUCUCCUCUUCCCUCCAAUCUCCGCUUCUCCUCUUCGUGCGUCGCUGCUGUGGCGAACGCGAGCAGGUGCUGGAGGACGACAUCUCAGAGGAGGGUGGCGGCGAGCCGGCAGACCGGCGGGGAUGACCAUGGGGGCGCGGCGCCGGAUGGGGACGGCAGCGGUGGUGGCCUGGAGGAGGAGGGUGGCCUCAACGCGGAGAGUGGUGGCGGCGCGGCGCCUCGAGCUCGAGAAGGUCGUCCACGGCCGGCAGGGGUUCGAGAUCUGGCGGAUCGAGCAAUGCACGAACGAAGGCCGCACGGCCCCAGCAAUGUCCACGGCGCGGCCAGCUCCGGCAAGGGCAGGCCGACGUGAGAUCGGGCAGGGGGCUGGCCUGGGUGGGCGCGGCGAGCUCCUGCUCCGGCAAGGGGCAGGCGCGGCGAGGUCUGGCUCCGGCAAGGGGCAGGCGCAGGAGAACUCCACCUCCAACGGGGCGGCCGGAGGAGGCGCUGCAGGAGCGCGCAUGGAGGAGGGAGCGGAUCCAAACCUUCCCCCACCACCACGGCCACUGCUCCCUCGACAAGAAGCGCCACAUCCCAACAUGUACCGGGGAUCUGCUUGAAGAAUGGCAAUGACGAGGUGGAACUCCUGCAUCCUCCGACCCUGGAUUUUAUUGCUGGUACUGUGCUGCUAGAUGUGUGAGCUGCUGGUUAGACAUGUUUUUAGUGUCAUUGUGCGUUGCUGGUUUAUUAGUAUUUGUGGCAAGCACGAAUCAACUGAAAUUAUUUUGUUCUGCAGAUCUGUAUAUUUGUGAUUUAUUAGUAUUAGUAUUUAACGAUAAAAGUUUCAAAAGGAUUGAACAACAAUCGAAGUUGUCCUAUGUUUACCGAA
Lolium perenne is the source of this 1165-nucleotide messenger RNA. Lineage: Eukaryota; Viridiplantae; Streptophyta; Magnoliopsida; Poales; Poaceae. The record is from RefSeq and is a predicted model, not a curated record.